This is a messenger RNA of Mesoplodon densirostris (Blainville's beaked whale), 3937 nucleotides long. RefSeq names its product eukaryotic translation initiation factor 1A, X-chromosomal-like. The transcript has 7 exons. The coding region runs from base 445 to 960 and encodes 171 amino acids. Lineage: Eukaryota; Metazoa; Chordata; Mammalia; Artiodactyla; Ziphiidae. Gene Ontology annotation, cellular component: cytoplasm. Gene Ontology annotation, molecular function: translation initiation factor activity; RNA binding. Gene Ontology annotation, biological process: translational initiation. The record is from RefSeq and is a predicted model, not a curated record.
CCUGCGCAGCAGGCGGGGCGGGGGGCGCGUUCGAGCUUGGGGGAUCGGGAAGUCGUGAAGCCACCUACGCAGCUUUUUGCUUGCCAGUAAGGGUGGCUGCCUGCGGAGCUCGCUGCAACUACUAAUUUUUUUUUGGCACCUCGGAGGAUUACCUGGCAGCGCCACCGACACCGGAACCCAGUGGGAAACGCUGAGGUCGCAGUUACCACAAUGCCCAAGAAUAAAGGCUAACUAGCGGCGCGUCACGAACCCGGAGAGCCUCUCCUGGGCCGCCUGGCCUCUCCGGCGUUGGGCCGUUCCCAGGACUGACCAGGACCAGUUUUUAACCAGUGAUUCUUGCUUUUGCGACCAUUAAAUCUUUGUACGUAUUCUCUUUGUGGACUGUUGGUGAAGACAUAGCUUCCGUGUAAACACUAGGCGAAAGCUUGUGACGUAUUUAGGUUCAUGUCUGCUUGUUUACUUUCCUCCUUCCGUCACAAACUUGAACAUUCUUGUUUACAAGGAGGUAAAAACAGGCGCAGGGGUAAGAAUGAGAAUGAGUCUGAAGAAAGAGAGUUAGUGUUUAAAGAAGAUGGACAAGAAUAUGCUCAGGUAAUCAGAAUGUUGGGAAAUGGAAGAUUGGAAGCAAUGUGUUUUGAUGGUGUGAAGAGGUUAUGUCAUAUAAGAGGAAAAUUGAGAAAAAAGGUUUGGAUAAAUACCUCAGACAUUAUAUUGGUUGGUCUUCGAGACUAUCAGCAAAAAUUAAUGAAACAGAUACCUUUGGUGCUGGAGAUGAUGACGAAAUCCAGUUUGAUGACAUUGGAGAUGAUGAUGAAGACAUUGAUGAUAUCUAAAUUGAACUCAAAGUUUCUGAGGACUGUUCUACAGUUUGAAUUUUGGUCAUCACCUGUUAAGAAGAAUAAAACUUCAUUCAGCUACGAAUGUAUUUUAAGUCACACUGAUUUGUUUCCAUUGUUUUAAAGUAUUUAUUAUAUUUGUAUAAAAAACUGAUGAAGCUGAAUUAUAUUAAGUAAAAUGUUAACACUUUGUUCUUUUAAUGUGAUGGAACUUAGGGGUAAAAGAUCACAAUAUUUGCUGUUAAAACAGUGGGAAGAAAGAAAGAAGAAAAGAGAUGCCUUCCCCACUGUGAUUACUUUACUUCCAGUUAAUGGAUGUUUUGAAUAAAUUACCUUAUUCAUCAUAGACUGUGAUAAGCCCUAGUUCCAACUAGUCUGUUUACAGAGUCUUUCUGUCUGUUCCAGUUACCUAGAUGGUCUCCUGAGAUUUUUGAUAAAAUUUAAGGAAAGCAGAAAUCUGCAUUUGAAGUCAAGAAAAGGGGCUGUUUUCAGAUAUAGGUAGCCAUGUGUAUUUUUAUAUACUAAUUUUGGUAACUUAUAUAUUCUUUUCAUCAUUUUAUGUUGCCACCGUCAUAAUACAAGCAUUUCCAAAAUGCAGUUUUUAGAAUAGAGGUUUGACUAAUAAUUUUGAAUUUGUAAGAUAAGUAGUUGAAAAAAUUCUAUUCUAGGUAAUACUCAAUUUUCUUAACGUUGAAAGUUUUGAUGUAUUUGUUGACAGUGUUUUUACUCAAGUAAGACAACUUUUAAUGGUAAAAUAAGUAGAUUAUUCUUUACCUUACAAAGUAGAUUGUAUAUGUUUUUCAUUGUCAGAAGCCAUACAUUGUAACCCAUAGUUUUUGAGUUUUAUGAAAAAUUAAAUUACAAUGUAUAAAUGAAAAUCUAAUUUCAUAAAAAAUUCUAUAAGUCUUUCUUAAACUAUCCCUUAGCUGAGAUAAGGGAAAGGAAGGAACCACAGCUAAUAAAUACAAUAAGAUGUUGCAUUGAGUAUAUUUCGGCCUUACUUUGUGUUACUGGUGUAUUUUUAUGUUCGUUCCAAUGUUUUUGUGUUUAUAUUUUACUAGGAGUUUUGAUCAUAACCUUUUUUUAAUGUUUUGUUUUGAAGUUAUGAGCUAUAGUAAGAUGAAAUUAAGGGCAAGGCUAGUUAAACAGCCUCAUAAAUUUUAUACAACUUUAGUAAGAAAAGAUUCAUCAAGUAAUUUGUGAAACAUUAUAUUUUGUCUGAGAAUUUUUCAGCAGUGAAAAUUAAUAUACAGAGAAUACACCUUUACCUGGUUUCAGUAAUAUAAAUGUAACUAAGGGGGAUAAACCUUCAUAUGGUUUCAUCUCACUUUGCUUUAAUUUUACUUCCCUAGUUUCAAAAUCUGAGGCCAGAAUAUGUACAUAAUUAAAUCUAGGAAGAGAAGUUUCACAGAUGUGGGUUUGUGGUUCUUAAUCUGUGAGUUCCUGAACACUUACCUAGGUGAUGAAUGUGUUUGAGACUAAGGACUAGUUUUUAAUAAUCUUAAGAAACAAGCUUGAGAAGGUGACUUAGUGGUUGUCUUCGUGGGCAGUCAACUGGUUUUUUGUACAUAAAGGUAUAUUAAGUUUACGUAUCUUCAACAUUUGGCCAAAAAUACCAGAAUCUGCAUAUGUGAUUCAGUUCACCAUAGGUAGAGACCCUACUUAAAAAUCUUUUCUGUUGACUCCCUCAAAUAAAUAUGGUUUGUCCCAAGAUUUACUCUACUCCCAGUUUGUGUUUGCUAGUUGUUGUGGUCUGACUAUGUCCUUUGAAAAUGUGUAUAUUGAAAUCCCAACCCCUAAAGACGAUGGUAUUGGCAAGUGGGGCCUUUAGGAGGUCAUCGGGCACCAAGGAGGAACUCUUAUGAAUGUGGUCACUGCUCUUAUGAAGGGAACCUCCUAGGGUUCUUCUGCCAUGAGAAGACAGAGCAAGAACUCAGCAGUGUGCAGAUCAAAGGAGAACCUUCACCAGAACUCUAACCAUACCAGCACCCUGAUCUUAGACUUCCAAUGUCCAGGAUUGUGAGAAAUUUCUGUUGUUUAUAAGCCACCCAAUAUGUAGUAUUUUGUUAUAGCAGUCUGAAUGAAGUAAGAUACUGGUAACAUACUUUUUUCUUGCUAUUUAGUACCAUUGCAGCAUACUGUUUCAUCUUGAGUUGGAUCAAGGAUGUAGCUUAUGUGCAGUUUCCCGUGGAAGAAUUAUUUUGAUACACGUCAUUAGAAAUUUUAUAGAUUUGUUGUUUUGAUAAUAUUUCAAAUAACGAGUGAAAGGAAGAAAAAGAAACUUGUUGCAUUCUUUGAUAACCACAAUAGAAUCACAUAAACUGUGUCUAGAAAGGAGAUCAAAAUGUUUGAAAGCCAAGAAAAGUAACUUUUAUAGGCAGUCCUCCAUAUUCGUGGGUUCUGCAUCCAUGAAGUGAACUGUGGAUAGAAAAUAUUAAAAUAAGAAUUCCAGAAAGUUCCAAAGAGCAAAGCUUGAAUUUGCCACACAAUGGCAACUGUAUAUACACUAUUACUAGUCUAUUUACAACUGCACAGUAUUUACAUUGUAUUAGGUAUUGUAAGUAAUCUAGAGAUUCUCUGCCACUUUAUGUAAGGGAUUUUAUGUUCUUAGAUUCUGACAACUGGGGGUUCCUGGAAUCUUCAGGAGAUACUAAGGAACAGCUGACUAUAGUGAUUUGGUACUGAUUAACUUUUUGUGUAGUAAAUUUGGUAGGGUUGCAUUUUCAUGCAUUGUUUAUCCUACUUACAGGACAUAUGUAUAUACAGUAUAGAUAUGUUGCGUUAUUAAGGUGGUUAAUAAAUGCAUAAGCUGUUGUGUAAGAAGGCUGGCAACAUUUAAUUAGUUGGCUGUCAUUGCUUUCAGCCUUAAGUAGCCUAUAAACUAUGCAUUGUGGACAGUCUUGUAUUUUAUUAAGGAAUGACCAUUGGUUUUCUUGCCAUAUCUUGGUAUCAUAACUAAAAUUAUACGUGCUUAUAAAACUUGUGAUAGGUUUAACUUAAUCCUAGCUAUGUUGAGAAAGUGUUCCUUCAUUAGGUAUAUGCUGUCAGUAUUCACAAAUGAGUAAACACACGUUUUGAAUAAAACACAUUUAUUGUUGAUA